Carya illinoinensis is the source of this 1086-nucleotide messenger RNA. RefSeq lists its product as uncharacterized. The transcript has 4 exons. Gene Ontology annotation, molecular function: double-stranded DNA binding. The record is from RefSeq and is a predicted model, not a curated record. Lineage: Eukaryota; Viridiplantae; Streptophyta; Magnoliopsida; Fagales; Juglandaceae. Bases 489 to 1040 code for a protein of 183 amino acids. Gene Ontology annotation, biological process: regulation of DNA-templated transcription.
CCAAACAGACCCUUUGGCCCCCAGUGGCCAUUUGAGCGCAAUUAAUCCUAAUCUGAUCCCGGUUCCUGUGGUACACAUAAUAAUCUUCCCGUUGGCACUCCUUGCAGUUGCAGUCGAAGGACACGCACCGAGCUCUCCGUCUAUGUGCAAGCAAGCGCGCGCGUAGUUGGUAUAGCAGAGUCGGGUGUUGGCUGCAAGGAGUACAUUGAAUUCAGGGAUGCUGGGGAAAUCAAUGGCUUCUGCUCUUUUGACCUUCGGUUCUGCAACAUCCUAUUACUUUUAUUCCGAUGUAGUGGCCGUUACAUUUGCAACACCUCCUCCUCCCAGAAAGAAAAGGGAACUGAUAUUGAUUUUAGCAUCUCAUGAAGGGUUAAUGGGGUGCUCCAGCACGCUCCUGUUGGGAAAUUUUAGGCAAACUCACUAGGUUUUUUAUGCAGUAAGGAGCGCAACUGCAUUCACCUGAUCUUGCAACUGCUAAGCCAAAUAUCAUGCAGUUAAAUAUGAACUUCUCCAAUGGUCUUCCACCAGAUGUGCUCAGGGGAGCUUGGUCCACCAAUUAUUCUCCUAGGAAGUGGGUAAUACAUUCAACUACACAAAUUGAAAGUUUAGCCUUGAGUGAUGAAGAUAGGAAGAUGUGGCAAGCUAGUAGGCAGGCCCUAUCUGCAUUUAAUUUCAGUAUUGAGGAGGAAGACAAGAUACUUGGAAAAGCAUUUGGCCAGCUUCAUUCCCCAUACUGGGGUGAAGACCGUAAAAAAGAAGUACCAAAAUCCGAAACUGUAAAUGAGAUAUUGGACUAUCUUAGGGCUUUAAGCCUUUCGGAUGACGAUCUCGGCAAGUUGCUGAAAAAAUUUCCUGAAGUUCUUGGAUGUAAUCUUGAACAUGAGUUAAAAACCAAUGUGCAGGUCUUGGAAAAGGAAUGGGGUAUUAAACGGAAGUCACUUCGUAACCUUCUUCUCCGAAACCCGAAAGUACUGGGUUAUAAUGUGGAUUGUAAGGGAGAUUGUAUGGCACAGUGCACUCGAUGCUGGGUUCGGUUUUAGCUGUCUCACACAUCACACUCUCUUUUAACUUUUUUUCCUUUUUUUU